AUGCCGGUUCCCACCCCCUCCAGGGCUCUUCCUGUCGCCUUCCGUGUGCUCUGUUUGCGCUGCCUUCAGGCCAAAGCCCAUGGGAUCCAGUCCCACGACUGCGUCUGGUCCUCGACCAGUUCAAAGUGUGGGUACUGCACGUCGCAGCACUCGCCUUGCGUCCCGCUGCCCUGGUUCCUUGGGGAAGAGUUUGCGGCCCUCCUGGCCGCCCAGAGCAUAACAAAGUUCCACUCCGAGGCGGAGCGUGACCUCUAUGAGGAGGCACGCGCCACUCGGGCUGCCCUCGAGUUGGGGCUGGCCCAAAUUCAGUCGUCGCUGCGCCGUCUCCGGACGGAACAGGAGAGCGUUCCUGCUCUCUUGGGGGAGUUGGUGGCUGCUGUGGGCAAACUGCCCACCGCUGCCGCUCCCGUUCCGUCAGCCCAGCACAAGUUAUCAACACCGCGCCAACGCGCUCCCAUCACCUACUCGUUCUUUGGAUUGGAGGAUACUAUACAAUCUAUCAGUAUCAUAAACAAACGGACAGGGAGGGGCCACUUACCGGUCUCGGGCAGGAGUGUUGCAGGCGUUGUUAUUCUUACAACAAUGAACGCUGAAUCAGCGGACACCUUCCGUUUCGCAUGCCACACGGACCCUAACGCGAUACCACCUCGGGAUGACUACGGUGGCAAACAAAGCACCUUCCCGAUGCGCACGACAAACGAAGUUGUUCCGGACGCAAUUACCAGCCAACAUUAUGAUAACAAGAAACGCUCCGUUCACGGAGACGAUACGGAGACGAUUCGGAGACGUUGCAGACAGGAUACUAGCCGCGUGCCUUGCGGACAUGAUACUAGCCGCGUGCCUUGCGGACAAAGCACUCUCUCAGGAGGGGGGUAG
Pseudogymnoascus destructans is the source of this 876-nucleotide messenger RNA. RefSeq lists its product as uncharacterized. The coding region runs from base 1 to 876 and encodes 291 amino acids. Lineage: Eukaryota; Fungi; Ascomycota; Leotiomycetes; Thelebolales; Thelebolaceae. The transcript has 6 exons. The record is from RefSeq and is a predicted model, not a curated record.